GUGAUAGAACCACCAUCCUUUUCAAAACUCAUUUAGAUUUUCUUUUGCAUUCUUGUCAUCCUCAUGGAUUCUCAGUUCUUCCUUGGUAUUGCACUUUCAUCCAUUGGUGGCUUUAGCACUUCCAUUGGUGCACUUUUUGUAAUUAUGAGUAAAGCUCCAAGUUUGAGAAUGCUUGGAUUAUUACAGGGUUUUGCUGCUGGUUUAAUGCUGAGCAUAUCAUUCUUUGAUCUUGCUCACAAUGCCAUAAACUCACUUGGCUUCCUAAGAGGCAACCUUUGGUUUUUUUCUGGUGUCGUAUUUUUCGCUAUUGUUGCCAACUUUAUUCCAGAACCAACAGCUCCUCCUCCAGAUAAGAAAAACAAAAAGGUUGGUAAUGAAGAAAACAAGAACACCAUGAAAAAACGUCGCCGUCAGGUUUUAUACAGUGGAAUUAUUACAGCCAUAGGUAUAAGUUUACAUAACUUUCCAGAAGGCAUGGCAGUGUAUCUAGGAUCCAUGAAGGGUCUUCGUGUCGGUCUUAACCUUGCAUUGGCCAUUGCUCUUCACAAUAUCCCUGAGGGUGUUGCGGUUGCACUUCCUGUUUAUUUUGCAACAGAAAGUAAAUGGCAAGCAUUCAAAUUGGCAUCACUUUCUGGCUUAGCUGAGCCCUUGGGUGUUGUUAUUGUUGCAUGUCUAUUUCCUACGAGCCUAAAUCCUGAGAUUCUUGAGGGUUUGCUGGCAUCAGUUGGUGGUGUUAUGGCUUUUAUAACCCUUCAUGAAAUGCUGCCAUUGGCUUUUGAGUAUGCGGGACAGAAACAAUCUGUUAAGGCUGUUUUCUGUGGAAUGGCUUUCAUGUCUGCUAGCCUCUAUUUUCUACGUUUGAGUUUACCAGAGGACACUGGCUUGUAGAUGGAUGAGAUGUCUUAAUAUUGUGCAAUAGAAGAGGAAAAAGUUUAGUUACUGAAAUUGUGAUAAAUCAAAAUAAAAUAAGAUUGCAUAUAUGAAAAAUGUGAGUUUAGUGUUAUUUUUUUAAUCAUGUAUUUAUAGCUUUUUAAGCAAAAGUUCUCAAACCCGAAUUAAAAAAAAAACGAGCGGUAAUUGCUUCAAGGUAUUGCUUCUCUUUCUAGUA
Vicia villosa (hairy vetch) is the source of this 1108-nucleotide messenger RNA. RefSeq names its product zinc transporter ZTP29-like. The transcript has 11 exons. Gene Ontology annotation, molecular function: zinc ion transmembrane transporter activity. The record is from RefSeq and is a predicted model, not a curated record. Gene Ontology annotation, biological process: zinc ion transmembrane transport. Gene Ontology annotation, cellular component: membrane. NCBI's taxonomy places the organism in Eukaryota, Viridiplantae, Streptophyta, Magnoliopsida, Fabales, Fabaceae. Bases 64 to 888 code for a protein of 274 amino acids.